AUGGAUAUUACAAAUUCUUCAGGAUACAGAGAUUUUAUGUGGGCAGUUAAUCUACCUCGUUUAGCAUUCGAAAUGGUAGGCUUGUGGCCUAAACACUACAAAUGUAUUAAAAAAAAUUUGUGGGCAGAAAUUUGGGUUGCCAUAGUUAUCAUUUCAUUAAUAUUUAUUUCUAAUAUUCCGAUGAUAUGUACAAUCAUACAAGUUUGGGGUAAUAUGUUACUUGUGAUAGACAAUUUACAUACAACAUUACCUCAAAUAAUAGUAUCAGUGAAAUAUGUUGUCAUUCGACGGAAACGAAAAGUUCUCUUGUCAAUUGUGAAUAUGAUGGCAGAAGAUUGGAUGGCAUUUAAACUGGAUAGAGAAAGAAAUGUGAUGAUUAAACGAGCACAAACAGGGCGACUAAUUAUGAUGAUUGGUUAUAUUAUCAUAAUAACAGGGUUUUUUACAGUAAACUUUCUUUCUUUACUUGAUAUUCACGUAUUAUACGUAACAAAUUACACGGAUCGGCGCAGACUGUUACCAUUGGAGACGUAUCAUUUCUACAAUUCAUAUAAGAGUCCGCAAUUUGAGUUAACAUUUUUUAUUCAGAUUUUGACGACAUUGUUUGCAGCUGUCAUUUACAUGUCUGUAGAUAUCUUUCUAGUUGUUAUCGUUCUUCACAUUUGUGGCCAGUUAGAAAACUUUAGAUGCCGAUUAAUUGAUUUGGUCUUGUACAAAGAUUUCAAUAAAAUUUUAAACGAUAUCGUAACAUUCCAUUUACGUCUUAUCAGGUAUGAAUUUUUAUUGUGA
This is a messenger RNA of Atta colombica, 789 nucleotides long. RefSeq lists its product as uncharacterized. Gene Ontology annotation, molecular function: odorant binding; olfactory receptor activity. The coding region runs from base 1 to 789 and encodes 262 amino acids. Gene Ontology annotation, biological process: sensory perception of smell; detection of chemical stimulus involved in sensory perception of smell. The transcript has 3 exons. The record is from RefSeq and is a predicted model, not a curated record. NCBI's taxonomy places the organism in Eukaryota, Metazoa, Arthropoda, Insecta, Hymenoptera, Formicidae. Gene Ontology annotation, cellular component: plasma membrane.